UGAGCUGUUUGCUCUCUGGGGACAGAAGCUGGCGGUAGCCCUCAUGGUGCAGGCUGUUCAUAGAACUUGGAGCUGCUUCUGGGUCUCUUGCCACUUAGAGAAUGAAGAAGUCCUGGACGUGGACUUGGAGGGUGCCGGCAGAACUGCUGCUUCUCUGUGUUGCCCUGGGCUGUCUCUGCGUGCCUGGCUCCAGAAGUGAAAGGUCACAUUCCCUUGAGUCAACUGUGGUCAACAGGAGCCUUACUAAGAGCAGACAGAGCCGGAGUGUGGACGCCACCCCAGUGCCCAUUGAUUGUGAACUGUCAAGCUGGUCCUCGUGGACCACGUGUGACCCUUGCCAGAAGAAAAGGUACAGAUAUGCCUAUUUGCUGCGGCCCUCUCAGUUCAAUGGGGAACCAUGCAACUUCUCUGACAAGGAGGUGGAAGACUGUGCUACCAGCAGACCCUGCCGAAGCCAAGUGCGAUGUGAAGGCUUUGUGUGUGCACAGACAGGACGAUGUGUGAACCGCAGGCUUCUUUGCAAUGGGGACAAUGACUGUGGAGACCAGUCCGAUGAGGCCAACUGCAGGAAGAUUUAUAAAAAAUGUCACCACGAAAUGGAGCAAUAUUGGGCAAUUGGCAGCCUGGCCAGCGGGAUAAAUUUGUUCACCAACAGCCUGGAGGGACCGGUUCUGGAUCACAGGUAUUACGCUGGUGGAUGCAAUCCUCAUAACAUCUUGGACACGAGGUUUAGGAAACCAUACAACGUGGAAAGCUACACCCCACAGACCCGAGGCAAUUACAAAUUUGCGCUGGCAGAAUAUGAAUCCUACUCAGAUUUUGAACGUAAUGUCACGGAGAAAGCAUACAGCAAGUCUACUUUCAAUCUGGGUUUUAAAGUACCUAACAUAUUUGAAUUUGGCAUUAACACAGAAAGUGGGCAACUCAUGCAUUAUAUCAGCAGAACCAAACGCUUCUCUCACACGAAAAGCAAGUUUCUGCACGCGCGCUCUGCCCUUGAAGUAGCUCAUUACAAGCUGAAGCCUAGAAGCCUCAUGCUCCACUACGACUUCCUGCAGCGAGUGCAGCGGCUGCCGCUGGAGUACAGCUACGGGGAGUACAGAGACCUCUUCCGGGAUUUCGGGACCCACUACAUCACAGAGGCUGUGCUCGGGGGCAUUUAUGAAUACACACUUAUCAUGAACAAAGAGGCCAUGGAGAGAGCAGACUAUUCUCUGAAUGACGUUCAGGCCUGUGCCAAAAAUGAUUUUAAAAUUGGUGCUGCCCUUGAAGAGGUCUACGUCAGCCUUGGGGUGUCAAUGAGCAAAUGCCGCGGGAUCCUGAAUGAAAUAAAAGACCGAAACAAAAGGGACACCAUGGUGCAAGACUUGGUGGUCCUUGUUCGAGGUGGGGCAAGUGAGCACAUCACUGCCCUGGCAUACAGUGAUCUGCCAACAGCAGACCUGAUGCAGGAGUGGGGAGACGCCGUGCAGUACAACCCAGCCAUCGUCAAAAUCAAGGUGGAGCCUCUGUAUGAACUGGUGACAGCCACAGAUGUUGCCUAUUCUAGCACAGUGAAGCAGAACAUGAGGCAAGCACUGGAGGAGUUCCAGGGGGAAGUCAGCCCCUGCCGCUGUGCUCCCUGCCAAGGGAACGGAGUCCCUGUCCAGAAAGGAUCACGCUGUGACUGCAUCUGUCCUGUUGGAUUCCAGGGCUCAGCCUGUGAGAUCACCUCUCGGAAAAACGUCCCCAUCGAUGGGAAGUGGAGUUGCUGGUCUCGCUGGUCUUCAUGCUCUGGAGGACAGAAAACAAGACAGCGGCAGUGUAACAAUCCAGCUCCUCAAAACGGGGGGAGCCCCUGCUCUGGCCCUGCUUCAGAGACACUGGCCUGUUAGGGAAGCGAUUGCUUCUAGCCGAUAAUAUGGGUGGGCUGCACAGGGUGAGAGCUCUGAGUCCCCACCCCCACCCCCCGCCAUGAAUUCUGGCCAGCUCAUCCCCGCAUCAGCUCCUGCUGGGCUGGCCCAAAUGCAGUAGGCAGUGCCAUGGGAGCCAUUUAGCAUAACUAUGAUGGUUUAUAAAAUGAGUGUCCAUUUGAGUAAAUAAUAAGUUAAAUAAAGACUAGGUGUUCCUUAAGGGCUUCAUCCUGUUGGCAGAUCUCACUGUGCUCACUCUACAAUGGUGUUGCACUCACAGUAACUCCCAGCCUUCUUUAAAUGCCUUCUUGGAAGUUGCUGAAGGGUAGUCCCACUACCUAGCAGUGGCUGACAGAGUCGGCUUCUAAAAAUGAAGUAAUGGAGAGAGAGUAAGUUGUCCUCUGCUUGAUGAGCACCUGGUCUUGUUCAAUAACAAGAGCAGCUAAUGUUUCCUGGGUGCUUGCUUUGCACCAGCCACCCUUUCAGGGUGCUAAUCCAUUGCAUCCUUGUCACAAUCUUAUAAGGCAGACGCUCUUAUGAGCCCAGUUAAACAGCUGUGGGGACUGCGGCUUAGCACAGUUGGGUGACUCGCCACGGGCUGGUGGCAUUGGAAAGUGGUCCAGCUGGGUUGCAAGCUCAGACUCUGGAGUUCUGAACUCCUACCAAUGAUGCCCUCCCAGCUCUUGAUCAAUGGGCAUCUGAUGAACGACACAUUUUUCCUGAAAGAAAAGGUGACAGAAAGAA
Lepus europaeus (European hare) is the source of this 2636-nucleotide messenger RNA. It is a transcript of the gene C8B, whose product is annotated as complement C8 beta chain. Lineage: Eukaryota; Metazoa; Chordata; Mammalia; Lagomorpha; Leporidae. The record is from RefSeq and is a predicted model, not a curated record. Bases 102 to 1874 code for a protein of 590 amino acids. Gene Ontology annotation, molecular function: protein binding. Gene Ontology annotation, cellular component: membrane attack complex. The transcript has 12 exons. Gene Ontology annotation, biological process: immune response.